Messenger RNA from Rhagoletis zephyria (snowberry fruit fly), 523 nucleotides. It is a transcript of the gene MsrA, whose product is annotated as methionine sulfoxide reductase A. Gene Ontology annotation, cellular component: cytoplasm. Gene Ontology annotation, biological process: cellular response to oxidative stress. The record is from RefSeq and is a predicted model, not a curated record. Gene Ontology annotation, molecular function: peptide-methionine (S)-S-oxide reductase activity. Lineage: Eukaryota; Metazoa; Arthropoda; Insecta; Diptera; Tephritidae.
UAUUGCCAACGCUUGUGGAAGAACGCACGCGGAAUCAGUACCACACAGGCAUAGGCAUUAAGUAUCCAGUUUUUCAUGGAAAAUGAACUGUGCUACCUGCAAAUCGCAAAUCUUCCUGUGCAUUGGCUGCUUUAUGGUGCUAGUAAAUACGCCGUCUGUAUUAAGCGACAAAUCCAGCUGUCAAUAUGAUGUCUUCAAGCCGCUGAAGGCGACCUGUGCAAACGAUGUAGCACCAAGUAUAACAGUAAGCACUGUGCGCGCAGAACAAAAGGAAUUGAAUAUAACACCCGUUCAUAGCGUAAAUAUUCCUUUUAAGACAGCCACCUUUGGCAUGGGAUGCUUCUGGGGUGCUGAGUCGCUGUUCGGUGGUACUAAGGGCAUUUUGCGCACCACUGUCGGCUAUGAGGGCGGCUCCAAGGAUUCACCAACGUACCGUAGCCUUGGUAACCACACUGAAGUCCUGGAAAUUGACUACGACCCCAAUGCCAUUUCGUUCAAACAACUGUUGGACCUCUUCUGGAAC